AUGGCUUCAAAGUGUAAAUCUGAUGCAAGUGAUGGUGAUGCAUCAAAGAAAAGGAAAACGAUCACGAUUGAAACGAUAGUGGAAAUAAAGUGUUCAGAGAGAGGUGAAACGCCAACAAACAUUGGAAAAGCGUUAGGCUACAGUCGGUCAACGAUCGGGACAGUUAUAAAGGACAAGGGGAGAGUAACGGAGUAUGUGAAAGGCUCUGUCCCAAUGAAAGCGACAAUUGUCACUAAACGCAGUGGUUUACUUAUCGAAAUGGAAAGGCUAUUGGUAGUUUGGUUAGAGGAUCAAAAUCAGCGUAAUAUUCCUAUUAGCCUUGGCUUAGUGCAAGAAAAGGCUCGAAGCCUUUUCAGUAAUUUAAAGGCUGCACAUGCAGCAUGAAGUGCUUGUGAUGAAGAAUUUGUUGCAAGUAGGGGUUGGUUCAACCAUUUCAAAGGGAGGGUAAAUUUACACAAUAUCAAGGUGCAAGGUGAAGCAGUGAGUGCCGAUGUAAGUGCUGCGAGAGAGUUUCCUGAAAUGCUGGAAAAAAUUAUCGAGGAGGGAGGUUAUGUGCCUGAGCAAAUAUUUAAUGUAGGUGAGACUGGCUCUUUUGGAAAAAAAAUGCCUGAAAGGACAUACAUUUCAAAAGAGGAAAAAACUGCUCCAGGGCAUAAGGCAUCCAAGGAUAGGCUAACGUUAUCGCUUGGUGGUAACGCAUCUGGGGAUUUCAAGCUUAAGCCUAUGCUUGUGUAUCGUUCCCUAAAUCCAAGGGCACUUAGCCGAAUCAUCAAGGCAUCUCUUCCCGUUAUUUGGAAGCAAAACACAAAGGCUUGGUUAACAAAAGCUCUCUUCGAAGAUUGGUUCCUGAAGUUUUUUGUUCCUGCUGCUGAAUGUUAUUGCUUGGUCAAGAAGAUUCCUUUCAAAAUUCUCCUUGUGCUUGACAACGCCCCCGGACAUCCAAGCACUUUAGAUGACCUUCACCCGAAUGUAAACGUCGUCUUUUCACCACCCAACACCACGUCACCACUUCAGCCAAUGGAUCAGGGAAUCAUAGCCUCCUUUAAGGCUUACUAUUUACACCGGACCUUCUCACAGGCAGUCAGGGCUACCCAAGCUGAUGCAAUGACCUUAAAGGGGUUCUGGAGGAAUUACAACUGCUACGAUGGCAUCAAAAACAUUGCAGAUUCUUGGGAGGAAGUGAAGAAAACCAACAUGGACAGGGUCUGGAACAAACUGUGCCCCCAAUUCACAGAUGGUUUUAAAGAAUUUCCAGCUGAGGACGUCGCCGAAGCCAGGCAGGCUGUGGUUGAUAUUGGUAAUAAUCAACUGCAGUUAGACAUCAAUGAAGAUGGUGUCUUAGACUUGCUUGAAUCCCAUGCCGAAGAACUGACCAAUGAGGACCUUAUGGAGCUGGAGCAACAGAUGACAGCACUUGAGGACGAAGGCUGGGACCAAGAAACCCCAGAACCCAAGAAGUUUUCGACAAAGGAGUUAGCUGAAGCCUUUCGUCUCAUUGAGCGGGGAUGGCAAAGUUAG
This is a messenger RNA of Pristis pectinata (smalltooth sawfish), 1518 nucleotides long. RefSeq names its product tigger transposable element-derived protein 1-like. Gene Ontology annotation, cellular component: nucleus. Gene Ontology annotation, molecular function: DNA binding. NCBI's taxonomy places the organism in Eukaryota, Metazoa, Chordata, Chondrichthyes, Rhinopristiformes, Pristidae. The record is from RefSeq and is a predicted model, not a curated record.